GUAUUCUUUUAAGCCCACUCACUGGACUUCAAUAGGGAAUUUAAUAAAGGAAAAAGGAAGAAAUUGAGGGUUUAAGGGGACUGGAGAAAGGAGUAGAAAGUACCUCUAAUCGGGUAAACAUACACAAAACAUUCACUCAUUGAUCUUAUCUCAUCUCAGUGAUCCUGCGAUGGUUUCCAUCUCCACUUUGUUGCGCUAUGUAGGCUGCAGGAUGGAAUACGCCGCUAGGGUUGGCAUGAAGAGCUAUGAAAGAGGUGCCAAGGAUGUUGACAUAAUGAAAAAUUUCUUUCAAGGAAAGUUGACGUUUCUGCACUUCAAUAAAGGGGAAGAGAUGGCUCCAACAAUAGGAUCUCAGGGUGGAACUCUUCUUGUGCGAAAAAUACCAAUGCCAGAUGCCAAGCGGGUUUUUGUCGGGGAUCUUGUAGUUCUGAAGGACCCUGCAAAUUCAGAUGAUUAUCUUGUUCGUAGAUUGGCUGCUAUUGAAGGGUAUGAGAUGGUGUCUACUGAUGAUAAAGACGAGCCUUUUGUUCUUGAAGAUGAUCAGUGCUGGGUGUUGGCUGACAAUGAAAAUAUAAAGCCCAAGCAGGAAGCCCAUGAUAGCAGAACAUUUGGACCUGUUUCCAUGACAGACAUAGUGGGCAGAGUUAUAUAUUGCCUGAGAAAUGCUGUCGACCAUGGUCCUGUAAGCAAUAGUCAGUUUAGCAUGCGGUAUGAUUCGCCCAUACUGGAAGUUGAACUAGAUGUUGAUGAGAUGGUAAAGAAUCACAAAGCAUAGAGCUACCGAGGAAGAAAACAGCUAUGGUCCUCUUGGUUUGAAUGAUGGUGGCCGGUUUAGUAUUUUUCCAUAACAAGGGAAGAGUCCCCAACAAAUGGUUACGUCUUUCUUUCGUGUUGGACGCUUCAACCAGCCUGCGCUUGAGUUGUUUGUCCAGUGUAUUUGGACAUUUUCCUGAUCUGAACUCUGAAAUCGACAGGAAAACAUUCGAGUUGAACCGACUAUCGUGCUGAAGAAUGCUUGUUUGCUUAGAUUUAGGCUUUGACCUUGUCGUUAACAUGUAGGGUAGGCAAAUUCUUACAAGUAUUUAAUAUCAUUAAUAGUCUGCAUAAAAUAACUCUGCUGGCUCAGUUCUUCUAAUUUGUGUGUUAUUGACAUGCGGUUGACUGCAAGCAUUCGGUCUUGGAUUGCCAUUUCGG
Coffea eugenioides is the source of this 1194-nucleotide messenger RNA. RefSeq lists its product as uncharacterized. Lineage: Eukaryota; Viridiplantae; Streptophyta; Magnoliopsida; Gentianales; Rubiaceae. The transcript has 6 exons. The coding region runs from base 170 to 775 and encodes 201 amino acids. The record is from RefSeq and is a predicted model, not a curated record. Gene Ontology annotation, molecular function: serine-type endopeptidase activity.